Opisthorchis viverrini is the source of this 1158-nucleotide messenger RNA. RefSeq lists its product as hypothetical. The record is from RefSeq and is a predicted model, not a curated record. The annotation marks the transcript as partial. The transcript has a single exon. NCBI's taxonomy places the organism in Eukaryota, Metazoa, Platyhelminthes, Trematoda, Opisthorchiida, Opisthorchiidae.
AUGGCCGACGGAUCGGGCGAACCGACCAUAGAACAGCUGGGUGACCUACUCAUUCGUAUGGGGUUGUCGCCUCGGUAUGAAGGGAACUGUCCAAUGGAACAGAGAAACGCUACAGAAAGUCUUCCGAAACUAUGCGUCCCUGGGUAUCACCAGUGCGUCGCCCGCGCGUCCAUCCCAUAUCUCGUGAGUGCAUUAACGGCUGAGCACCUCCAAUUGCAGCUCGAAGACAGCGCACCGGCAUCCGAUCGGGUCAAACUGAUCGCUGCCAUGCUCAUCGCCCAUUAUUCACUACUGAGCAUGUACUUAGAGGACGACCAACUUUGGACAGAUGGAAAUUUCGAAUUGGUCUAUGAAGAGCCUGCGGAGCGACAGAUACAUCGUGUCGCAUGUCUGAUGAACGGAAGAGCUAAAAAUAUGCUGGACUGUGUCCUCCAACUAAUCGUCAUAACUAAGCUGUGGUGGUGGCAAAGUGGAAGCAACGAACGGGUACCGGGCGCCAAGUAUCGGCGACUACUGGCUGCGUGCGAGCUGGACUUGACAAAAGACCUAGAAACCAUCCUGUGUGUUGGACACUGGGCUAGCACGCUUCGCAUUCUCAGCCUGCGGGGGAUUGCAACUCGCGAUCAUUUUGUGUUGUGGAAACCCCUUGGCGAUGAAGCACUCGUCAAGACAUUGGUUGUGAAAACUGUGGGUUUACCAGUUGGGGUCUGUCAUCUCACGUUCUGUGCAUACGUAUUUCGGUUAUUCUUGCAAGCCAUUCCUCGAGACUACGAUAUUCCAUUGUCAAUUCUACAGAUAAUGUCAGAUACUGUUGACGCAUACACCACGUAUGAAGCGAACCCGGCAGUGUUCCAUCCGGAUCCGCGACACUUGACAGGCGUUAACGAUUUAAAGGAGUGGCACGAUGAGUGUGCACGUGCCCCGUUGGGGCUUGCCUUACCGAUUGUACGGAAAUGUUUUCGGCUAUCCACUGAGGCCAGUUGUGUGUUCAAUCGAAUUCCGGAAGAACUGGACAGCCAACUGGCAUUUUAUAGUGCAUCCUUUUCGGAUUGGUGUCAGUCACACGGCAGACGGACGAUCGAACUGUGCGCUAAUUCGGAAGAACAGCUUUGUUUCUAUGGUUUGUCGGUCGGCGAUACAUUGUCUACAAUCCAGCAC